CUUGAGAUGGCGCCUGUUUAUGUGAAAGGUGGUGCCUGGUCGAAUAUAGAGGAUGAGAUCUUGAAAGCUGCUGUGUCCAAGUAUGGGCUCAACCAAUGGUCAAGAGUGGCUUCCUUAUUGGCUCGUAAGACUGCUAAGCAGGCUAAAGCCAGGUGGAACGAGUAUUUGGACCCCAGGCUCAGGAAGUCUGAUUGGUCUGCUGAAGAGGAUGAAAAGUUGUUGAAUCUUGCCAGGUUGAUGCCAAAUCAAUGGAGAUCUAUAGCUUCAAAGAUUGGAAGAACAGCCACACAAGCAAUUGAAAGAUACCAGAGGAUUCUGGAUGAUUCUGAAGCUAGGGACUCAAAGAAUGAAUUGGGGUUGAGUGGAUUAGGAGCUGAAACAUUAGCUUCUGUUGGUUCUAGUAAGGAUUUACAGGUUGGUGAUUUAAAUGUUAACCCAGAAACAAAAGUCGCUCGACCAGAUGCGAUUGACUUAGAUGACGAUGAGAAGGAAAUGUUAUCUGAAGCAAGAGCGAGAUUGGCCAACACAAGAGGUAAAAAAGCCACUAGAAAAGCUAGAGAACGUAUGCUUGAAGAGAGUAAACGUAUAGCUUUAUUACAAAAGAGACGUGAACUAAAACAGGCAGGGUUCAAUACCAAAUUAAAAGCUCCAAAGAAAAAAUUUAAGAAUCAAAUAGAUUACAAUGCAGAUAUUGCGUUUGAGCAUAGGCCAUUAGGUGGGUUCUAUGAUACUACAGAAGAAACACAUGAUAAUGAAACUCUCUUGAACAAUUAUAACAAACAAGUGAAUACAUCCGGUGUGAAAGAAAAGGAUUCCAACAAGGAGAAAAGACAAAGAGACAAAAAAGAAGGCGGCCAAAUAUCUAUUGAGAAACAAGCUGAACCAGCAGAAGUUAAAAGAAGAAAGCUCGAUCUUCCUGAACCAAAAUAUAAAGAUGGUCAAGCUACAACUUCUAUACAAGAUGCUGUACAGAGAGCAGAAAUAGAAGCUAAUGGCAUUGAUGAUAUAAUUAAUGAAGCUGCAAGAAAGAUUAGAGAAUCUAAAGUUGAAAAAUCUGCAUUGUUAACCAAAGACGAAGCAGAGAUUGAAGAAGAAGGACAUUUUACAGAAGAUAAUGAAGAGGUUGAAAAGCAAGAUACUCUGAGGGAACCUAAGAAGUCGAUGGUGUCUCUCCGUGAUAAAUUUGCCUCACUUCCAAAGCCUAAAAACGAUUUUGAAAUUUUGGAAAAUGAUGAAGUUGAGACAAUCACACAAUCUCCAUUAGAAACACCAGAGGUUGUUGAAGAUGAAGGUGAAAAGUCAAGAUUGAGAGCUAUUGAAGAUGCCAAGGAAAGAGAAAAGGCGCUACUGAGAAGAUCACUUGCCAUUCAAAAGAGUCUAUCGAUACCCAAUAUCACAUCAUCCAUAAACUUAACCCCUAUGGAUGAAGAUGUUAUUUCACAAAAUAUAGAUGCCGAAGUUAUAAGGUUGAUUAGAUCAGAUUAUUCCAAAUUAAACAAAGUGUCUGGUGUACCACUAUUAGGAGAUCUUGAUGAAGAAACAAAGGCCAAAGUUGAAAAUGAAAUUAACCAAGAAAUUGAUCAAGAUGCUUUGAAGGAGUUUCAGAAUAAAUUUUCUCAUCUGCAUUCUUCAAAAAUUGAUCAACUAAAGCUAGACAAUGCUUCGCUAAUAACAGAACUUCAAAAACUCGUGUCAACAACAAACAAGCUGGAAAAGAAACUAGAGCUUCAAUUUGGUGGUUAUGUUAAAAGAAAUGACACAUUAUCUGAAGAAGCUAUUCAAGUUCUUGAUGAUUUGAAAGAUGCUGACCGUGCCUUGACUGCUUUCCAACUAUUAUACAAAAGUGAAGAGAUCAGUAUAAGGACCAGAACAGAUACAUUACAAGAAGAGGUCGAUGCCUUGAUCCAUGGAGAACAAGUUGGUCAGGAACGUUACUUGGAACUUCGAAGACUCAAGAAUUCCCAGCCCUCGGAAAUAUAG
Molecule: messenger RNA, 1980 nt
Organism: Hansenula anomala
Lineage: Eukaryota; Fungi; Ascomycota; Saccharomycetes; Phaffomycetales; Wickerhamomycetaceae
Gene: CEF1
Product: Cef1p
Exons: 2
Coding region: 7-1980 (657 amino acids)
Biological process (GO): mRNA splicing, via spliceosome
Cellular component (GO): Prp19 complex; spliceosomal complex
Source: RefSeq, a predicted model, not a curated record